Molecule: messenger RNA, 4919 nt
Organism: Bursaphelenchus xylophilus (pine wood nematode)
Lineage: Eukaryota; Metazoa; Nematoda; Chromadorea; Rhabditida; Aphelenchoididae
Source: the annotation of a GenBank genome assembly
AUGCCAUCUGAUGAUGUAAGUUUAUUUUUUUUUUGUUUUUUCUUUGAAGUUUAGUGGACAACAUGAACAAACGAUGUUAUAGGAGAACGAGGACUUUCUUGUUAUUGGCUACGAGUCGCGUUUGUUCCCGCAAGACCCCGCGAACACCCGUUCCGAUCAAGAUCUUCUGAUCCCCUGGAAUGACGACGAAUCCCUUCUAAUUGAUCGGUACGAACCCUUGUUAAGUCUUUGCUGUCCUGUAAAGAGCUUGGAAUAGUCGAGAGAGAAUUUAUUUUUUACGAUAAAUGUUGCUAACGGGGGAUUUUCGCGUUUUCAGCCGACUUCUCAUCUUCAACUUGGUCAAAGGUCGGAAAUUCGGGUGAGUUUUUGAUUAUUUUGAAGCAAAACCAUUUUUAAUGCACUUGUUAAGGCGGGAAACCGCUUUUACCACGUAUUUUAUAUAACUUUACAGUUCACGGUGCCUUCUUUAGACCAAAUCUCGAUGGAUUUUCCAAUUUUUUUGGAGUUUUUUGUAUUUUUUUCAUUGUAGAAUAUGAUUUAUUGAGGUCAAAUACUUAUAUUAGUAUUUUAGAUGCCCGAAGAUUCCCAGAGUAUCCAAAAAUUCAUCUUCAUUGGUUGAUCGUAAGUCCGAAAAUUGGGAAAAACACUCGCGAAACGGAUUAAAAUUGAAUAUUUGCUGAUAAUUUUGAUUUUUUCAAAAAAUUUUAGAGAAAAGGACCCUAUUUUGUAUGGAUUUCAGGUUCGACUGCCGCCUAUAUCUCUUGGAUCUCAGCGAAAAGACGAUUGGAAAGCCGGGCAAGUCGGAGGAGACUGACAAUCACGACGAACUCGAAGAGGAAAUGUGCGAACAAGAGCGCUACAAAGACCUGGAAGCAAGAAUCAAGCAGGACGAACGAGAGGAACGCGAGGAAAAACGGAAACGCGCCGAAAUCGCGUUCAAUUAUGAUGAGGAGAAGAUUAAAAGUGAUGACGAACUGGAAGAAAGCGAUGAAGAAGAGGCCAAUGAGGCUUAUCAACCACCACAAGGGAUAAAACUCCCAACAGGACUGGAAUUGGUGGGAUUUUUUGCGAAUUGGCGAUGAUUUUUGUAUUAUUAGGGUGAACCAAAAAUUUUUUCCGAUUUUUUUUUUUUUUUUUUUUUUUUUUUAAAUAAUUUUGCAAAAAAUGUAAACCAGUUAACAGGGGAAGUACUCCAAGUGCGACGCUCAGAUUUUCAUAAAACUUGGCACAAAUUUAGAAUAAUUUUCUCUAAGAUAUAUGCGAGAAUCCUAGCUCGCGCUUUGCAGAAACAACCGAGAUUUUUAGAUCGAAGGUCGACCUAAAUUUUGGACUUUUUGCGGAAUUUCGGCACGAAAAGUUUCAUGCCUAUUUCUACCGUAAAGGAUAAUGUUUCUCCAAAAAAUCAAAUUUUUCCGCACGAAACUGCCAAAGUUAUGGCCAAAAAACUUUUUUUUCUCUGACCGCUCUCGUUUAGCGUGCUCUCUUGGCGGCAAAAGUCGUUCAAUAUCUCGGUGGCGUUUGCAAAGCGCGAGCUAAAACUUUCAGGAAUUGAUAUUUAGUUCAUGCCCGACGUGUGUGCAAAAUUUAAAGAAAAUCUGAGCGUCGAACUUGGAGCACUUCCCCUGUAAGUUUCAAAGUGGAAAGGCCAUUUGAAUCUAUAGCUUGAACCCAUCUAUCGGCAGCUUGUUCUGACCGAUUGGGAAAACUGGAAAGUAUUAUUUUUCUUUGAUGUAGGAGUCGAAAUUAGGAUAAUCGAUGGUGAUGAUUUCAAAAAUGACAUUCAUUUUUUUGAUCGUUACUAUUUUGCCGAAGUAGUACUGUAAAGUUAGUAAUUUUUUAGAUUUUUUCACAAAAAAAAGGUCAGAAAUGUCUAGAGUAAUAUAAAAAUUGCCCGUAGACUAUUUCACCUUGAGCCAUGAAGAAAAAGAGAGAAAAUAAUCGGAAUUUUUAAUAUCCAGCCAGUAAAAAGGUUACUUUUACAUUAUAGCAAGUCAAAUUGGACGAUUGGGAAAAAAGACAAUUGGGGAAACUGAAAACUAUUAUUUUUCUUCGAUGCAAGUGUCGAAAUUUGGAUAAUCGAUGGUGAUGAUUUCGAAAAUGACAUUCAAUUUUUUUUGAUUGUUACUAUUUGCCUUUUUAGGUAGUACUGUAAAGUAGUAAUUUUUUGAAUUUUUUCACAAAUAUUUGGUUUAGCGGUUUUCGAUAGUGCUGAUUUCAAAAAACGAACAAGUUUUUCGGAAUCAGCACUAUCGAAAAUCCCUAAAUCGAGUAUUUGUGAAAAAAAAAUCAAAAAAAAUACUAACUUUACAGUACUGCUUUAGCAAAAUAGUAACGAUCAAAAAAAUGAAAAUCAGUGUCAUUUUUGAAAUCAGCACCAUCGAUUAUCCUAAUUUCGACACUUUCAUCGAAGAAAAAUAAUAGUUUUCAGUUUCCCCAAUUGUCUUUUUCCCAAUCGUCCAAUUUGACUUACUGUAAUAUAAAAGUAACCUUUUUACUGGCUGGAUAUUAAAAAUUCCGGUUAUUUCUUUCUCUCUUUUUCUUGAGGGCUCAAAGUGAAGUGGUCCACGGACAAUUUUUAUAUUACUCUAGGCAAUUCUGACCUUUUUUGUAAAAAAAUUCAAAAAAAUUACUGACUUUACAGUACUAUUUAAGGAAGAUAGUAACGAUCAAAAAAUGAAUGUCAUUUCCGAAAUCAGCACCAUCGAUUGUCCUGAUUUCGACACUUACAUAGAAGUAAAAUAAUACUUUUCAGUUUCCCCUAUAUUACUCUAGGCAAUUCUGACCUUCUUUUAGCCCGAGACCCAGCGCCACGGCCAUUUGAUCGAGAGAACCGCCAAAUUCGUCGUUCUAAACGGCCCACAAAUGGAGGUCAUCAUCAAGGCGAAGCACGCGCGCGACCGAACCCAGAACUUUGACUUUCUGAACUUUGACAACCGCCUCUUCUCCUUCUACAAGUUUAUGUGCAAAUUGAUCCGGGAAAAGAAAUACCUCCCGGCGCCGCCGAAACGACACCCAAAACCAGGCGAAGCCUUCGUCCCACAGAAGCCGGAGAACUUUGUGAAGGACGAGGAGGUGUCCGACUCGGACAGCGACGGCGAUUAUCUUCACCCUCUACUUUCUGGAGCACCUCUCAAAAAAGAACCCACAGAACCGAUAAAACUACCGCCGUUGCCGAAAAGCAUGAGUGAAAUGGCAAAAGUAAGCGUCUGUGGGGAUUUUGAAGGGAGUUGAGGCGAUUGUAUAGGAGAAAUUUAAGAGUUUUUGACUAUUUUAUAUUAGUUUAUAUUACUUUAGCUCAAAAUUUUUGAUUUCUUGGUAUAAAGUAAUGUUGUUGAGCUUCCAGUCGAACCCAUACUCAUCCCUCUACGCGAUACACUCCAUUCAACCUCAAGAACCCCCGGAACCACCCGUAGAACCAACCCCGUCGACAUCGGAAGGCCUAGUAUCAUAUGAAGAAUCUCCGACGAAGCCUCAAUGUUAUGAGACCGAUCCCACCGAGAUUCACAAUUAUAACACAUGGCAUCAGAACUUUUAUCAGCGACCUACCCCUUUUUAUCCUGGACCACCGUUGGUCCCAAUACAGCCCGAGAAAGAAGUGGUGGAGCAGAUUAAUUUGGCAGCCAGAUAUGUCGCUGUGAAUGGAGCAUACGCUGAGAGGAGGUUAUUGGGUAAGUAAUAAAGAGUGUGAAGAUUAAUUUUUAACUUGGAUUGGACAGUAAUUUUGAUUUUCAACCCGAAAAAUGACAGGUUUUGACAUCAGAUGUCUAGUGUAAUAUAAUUUUUUGGAAAAUUGUACUGUUUUGAUGGUCUAACGGGAUUCUUUUGCAGAUAACCGCACUCCACUCAGCUUCCUCUACCCCGACAACCCGAAUAUCAUAUUCUACCACACGAAAAUACGGUAUUUUCAGUGCAAAUUGAACCCCUAUUCGGCCGCCUUCACCAAGAGCAAAUAUUUUUAUAUGAUGGAAGGCAAUGAAGCAGAGAAUAACCAUCAGAAUGGACUGACAAAUUCAGCGAGAAUUGGAGGACAGCACUAUGAUCAGCCAUCGACAUCAGUGGGAUAUAAAAUUUUGGGAAAUUCAAAUGAUUUGGGCGGAAGUGGACUGAAUCAGAAGCUUGAGAGCACGGUAAUAACUGUGCCUUCUGCUCCGGAACCUCCCAAGCCUCAGCAAUUCCCCGGAUUCGAAGCCGUUCCUGAUGAAGCCGAUGAAAAAGUGAAGCAAUUGCGGAAAGAGAGGGCCCGGCAAUUUAUGGCUGAUCUGUUGAAGAGAAAACGCAAUAAAAAUGAGGAAAAUCGACCGGUCGAGAAGCCAGAAGACGUCAAGGAAUCUGUGAGAGAGGCUUUCGGAGAGGAGGAGCAGAUCACGGAGUAUCGGGAGAGAAGCGACGACGAAAAAAAGACGGAGGAAAGUAUUCCACCUCCCGAGAAGGUGCUGCCCGGAUUAAUCUUGAAUUUGGUGCAGAAACAGGUGAACAAGCUGGUGGAGAAGGAGGAAAAUGGAGAGAAGGAGAAGAGAGCAGAUGAUCGAGCUGAAAGUAGAGGGUCUAGGGACAGUGUGGAAAGUGAUAGAAGCCGAGGAAGUUCGAGAAGAAGGAGUAGAUCAAGGUCAAGAAGAAGAAGGUCUAGAAGCCCGGAGAGACGAAGAAGAUCCAGAAGCUCUUCAAGAUCGAGAAGGGAGCGAAGUUCAAGCAGAAGUCCGAAAAGACGAAGGAGAAGGUCGAGAAGUCGGAGUUCAAGCUACAGAAGAAGAUCACCAAGUCCAAGGUGGGUAGAAUAAGAUUUUUUUGGAUUUUUUUGCUUUGAGAAAGGUAAAAUACGAAUUGAAUUUGAUUUAUUUUUAUUUAUUUUACUUCCAGACAUCGCUCCCAUCGACGCCGCUACAGGUCCAGGUCCAGAAGUUGAAAAAUAUUAUACUUGA